AUGGCACGGAGCAAGAAGGCAAUCAAAGACGACGUACGCCGCAAGUCGGUGCCAUGGGAAUCCGACCGCGUGUCACCCGACUCUCCAUCGUCUAUGGAGGUCCUCAUGACGUGGCUCACGACACCCAGCAACGCCGAACGUUGGCGUCGAGAGAAGCGCAAGGAGCUGAUCAAAGAGAUUAUCCAAGUGCUAGCGGCCAACGGUAUCCAGCACCGGGCGGUGGGCGACGUGCACUCCCGGAUCUGGUUUAUGGAGAAGCAAUUUACAUCUGCUAGCGCAUUCUUAACCCGGAAGAACCAGCUGGACUCGUUUCAACGGGGGGAGACGGAUCCGGAGGUGUCCAAGGAGGUGCUUAAGCUCUGCCCGCAAUAUCAAGAGCUGGUGGCAUUUUUUGGGGGAAACAAGGCUGGAAAGAAGACGCAAGUAACGCCGAAGAGUACUGCUAAUGGGGCUGCUACUAGUGGAGCGAAGGGUCCAGUAGCUGCGAGCAGCAGCGUGAGUGCCGCAGGGGAGUGGAAAAAGAAUCUGGAGAAGGACCGACGUAAAGCUACGAGUGAGACUACGAAUGCUAAUGGCCAAGGGGAGAAGGUAAUGGACAUAUCGGAUGUGGUCAGUAGUGGAGAGAAAGGAAGUGUACAGAAGGAGAAAUUGGCAACAAAGAAGAAGAAGAGAAUUGGGGACGAGAAGGCUGAGGAUAAGAAGGCGAGCGGCGCCGAUGCUGCAGCUAGCAAGAAAUCCGCUACUGUGGCCAAAAAUCAGCAGAAAACUGUUGAUGUGAAGAAGGGUGCAGCAAUUGUGGGCAAGAACAAACCCAGUGGUGCUGGCCAACAGAAGAAUGAUGAUGUUGGCAAGCAGGCAGAAAAUAUUGUUGUGGAAGAAGAGGAAGACGGUGUUCUUGCAGAUGUUGAAGACGGUCAUAGCGAUGUUAAUGAGAAUAAGCAGAGCGACAGUGAGGAAGAGAGCGCAAAAAGCGAAGGUGGCGAGGAAGAGACCGACACCAUUACAGAGCAAGCCGAAGCGCAUGCUGAAGGUGAAAGCUCUGAGGAGGAGAAACCACAGAAGCGUAUUACUGUGCGAACUGGAGUGAGAAGUCCUUUCAGAACGAAGCCGCAGCACAUCGAAUCGGGAAGCAGUAGUUCCGAGGAAGAAGAAAGCGGCAAAAGUGAGAGCGACAGCGAGAAAGAAGAUGGCGAUGGAGAAGAGCGAAUUCCGUUGGCUCAACCCGACGAGGUUGACUCAACACCUGGAGGUGAAGACGGCGAGCAGGCUGAGCAAAUCGACGACGACGAUGACGAGGAGAAUGACCAAGAGAGCAAAGCGGACGAAUCGGAGGAAACUGAGGAUGAGGAGGAAGCAGAGGAAGAACCGACACUCGACAGAUCUCCAAAGGCAGCAGACCCAAGUGACGAUUCUGACAGUAAUUCUUCAAGCGAGAACGAGGCUGAGUCGGAGGAAGAAACACCUCCUACUCAGUUAAAAACACCUUCAGAUCAGGAAGAAGAGUCUGAUGAAGAGGAGCUUAAUGCAGAGGACAACGAAGACGAUGUCGAUAUGGAGAAAGACGUCGAGAAGUCUGUCGGACAGAGCGAGUUGGACUCCGAAAAGCAGGUCGAUGAGACCGAGCCUGAAGUUGAAUCUUCUACUCUGAAACGCAGCAUUUCUAGCCAGGCACCUAUCUCUCCUAGAGGGAAUAAGCGCUCUCGGACAGACGGUGGUUCCAAUAGCGUUACCAGGGACCUUGAACGCGAGGCGUUUAUCGAGCGUGCAAAGCAGGAACGAGAGCAGCGCGACGAGCUGUUCAAAAUUGAGCGUGCCAAGCUCGAGUGCGAGUUACAAGCAAAGCAAGUGCAGCUAGCGAUGGAUCGAUCUCUCGCCCGCAAGAAGCUGUUAGGGGCCGGCAUAGAUCCUGCUGAGGUCGACCGCGUGCUGCCACUGCAUAAGUUGAUGUAA
Phytophthora nicotianae INRA-310 is the source of this 1950-nucleotide messenger RNA. RefSeq lists its product as hypothetical. The record is from RefSeq and is a predicted model, not a curated record. Bases 1 to 1950 code for a protein of 649 amino acids. Lineage: Eukaryota; Oomycota; Peronosporomycetes; Peronosporales; Peronosporaceae. The transcript has a single exon.